This is a messenger RNA of Thalassophryne amazonica, 2265 nucleotides long. It is a transcript of the gene gjc2, whose product is annotated as connexin 47.1. Gene Ontology annotation, cellular component: connexin complex. Gene Ontology annotation, biological process: cell communication. The transcript is spliced from 2 exons. The record is from RefSeq and is a predicted model, not a curated record. Lineage: Eukaryota; Metazoa; Chordata; Actinopteri; Batrachoidiformes; Batrachoididae. The coding region runs from base 645 to 1898 and encodes 417 amino acids.
AAUGUGUGUGAAGUGUUCCACAGCUCGGUAUGUGAGCCUUCACUGUUACUGUCUAAAUGUUUGUGUUGCGUAGCAGGAGCAUGGAAAAAAAAAGAAGAAAAAAAAAAAAGGCCUCACAUACAGAGAAGAAGAAGAAGAGACACUGAUCAUGUGUGUCGCUUUGGGGAUGGUUGAGUGUGUUGCGAUUGCCACGCUCUCUCAGCUGUGUGUUCAUUUCUAUCCGCAGCAACAUUUCCUCAAGUCUGAACUCUUGUUUGAGGGUCACUUGCCAGAGGAGGAUUUUUUUUCCUUUUUUUCCUACGCCAAUGUUUUUUUUAAAUGCUUCCUUCUUGGGCAGAAGGCUGGUGUAAUAGAAACCAGACACAAUCCAGAAUGUGAGGCAUUCUCAGCGGCCAGACCUCACUUCUGCAUGGAGCAAAACAGGAUAAAUAGGAAAUUUAGUCUCAUACGUUUCAGCAUUGUUUCUUAUUUUUGACAUUUUGGAAGAGAUGAGAAAGACGGAAAAGGCUGGGGAGUUAUGGAUGUGGAAAUCUGUGGUUAUUCGGACUGUGUGGGGGGCAUGUAGAGAAGAUAUGGACGACUUUCAGGACUAGGAAUGCAUGUACAGCUUUCCCAGAUUCUAGUUGAAAAGCUUUCAGACCAACAUGAGUUGGAGCUUCCUCACUCGUCUCCUGGAAGAGAUCCACAACCACUCCACUUUUGUGGGGAAAGUGUGGCUGACAGUGCUCAUCAUCUUUAGAAUCGUGCUCACUGCAGUCGGAGGAGAAUCCAUCUACUCGGAUGAGCAGUCCAAGUUCACCUGCAACACCAAGCAGCCCGGCUGCGACAACGUAUGCUAUGAUGCCUUUGCUCCCCUCUCACACGUCCGCUUCUGGGUCUUCCAGAUCAUCAUGAUCUCUACGCCUUCUAUCAUGUACAUGGGCUACGCUAUCCACAAGAUAGCUCGUAGGUCAGAGGAAGAGCGCAGGAAGCAAAACAGGCUCCUUAGGAAACCGCCUCAUGCCAGAUGGAGGGAAAGCCACUCUCUAGUAGAUGUCUUAAAGGAGGAUGAAGAUGACGAUACUGAGCCCAUGAUCUAUGAGGACACAACACAGGCUCAAGAGGCCAAGCCAGAACCAUCAAGUAAAACUAGUCAAGAUCCACCAAAACAUGAUGGUCGCCAAAAAAUUGUAGAACAUGGACUGAUGAGAAUCUAUGUUCUUCAACUGAUGUCGCGAGCUGUUUUUGAAAUAGGUUUUCUCGCUGGUCAGUACCUGCUCUACGGAUUUCGAGUUAAUCCAUCAUACGUGUGCAACAGAGUCCCCUGCCCGCAUCGAGUCGACUGUUUCAUCUCUCGUCCCACGGAGAAAACAAUCUUUCUCCUCAUCAUGUAUGUGGUGAGCUGUCUUUGUCUAGUUUUAAACGUGUGCGAAAUGCUACACUUGGGAAUCGGCAGUUUUCGGGACACUCUUCGCCAGAAAAGAAACCGAGGACAUCGGACACUCUAUGGUUUUCCAUUCUCUCGCAAUAUUCCUGCUUCCCCUCCAGGAUACAACCUUGUGAUGAAAUCAGACAAACCAGGCAAGAUCCCGAACAGCCUCAUCACUCAUGAACAGAACAUGGCCAAUGUGGCCCAGGAGCAGCAAUGCACCAGCCCGGAUGAGAACAUCCCGUCCGAUCUGGUGAGCCUACACCGUCAUUUACGGGUUGCUCAAGAGCAGCUUGAUAUGGCCUUCCAAACAUACCAAACCAAAAACAACCAGCAGAUCUCUAGAACCAGUAGUCCUGUAUCUGGGGGCACAAUGGCAGAACAAAAUCGAGUUAACACAGUGCAGGAGAAGCAAGGAGCCAGGCCAAAGUCCACCACAGAGAAGGCUGCCACCCUUGUUAAAAAUGGAAAAAACUCUGUCUGGAUCUAAAGACAACGUUUGUUGGAAGUAAUCGUAGCUUGACGAUGUGUGUUCAGUGCACCUUUGGACAAAAACAGAACACAAACAGCUUGUCAAUCACAUUUUAAUGUAUAGGUCAAAUGGUGAGUAGGAUUUGUUUUAAGGAGGGAGAAAAUGCUUAUGAGGAAACCGUCAAAUCCAGUAUCAUGAAUCGUUUUUGUUUGCGUAUAGUGUCCAUCUGUGCUUCCCAUAGCAUUUGGACAUAAUUAACAUCUAAUUAGUUCAAUAUCUAAUUCUAGCUAAGUGGUCAUAGUAUAUGCAACAAGCUAUCUAGAACUGAUUUAUCAUCAACUGCCACUGAAGUGGACUUGAACCUAAAAAAAAAAGGGAAAAAAAA